Messenger RNA from Aspergillus novofumigatus IBT 16806, 366 nucleotides. RefSeq names its product LEA domain protein. NCBI's taxonomy places the organism in Eukaryota, Fungi, Ascomycota, Eurotiomycetes, Eurotiales, Aspergillaceae. The coding region runs from base 1 to 366 and encodes 121 amino acids. The transcript has 2 exons. The record is from RefSeq and is a predicted model, not a curated record.
AUGUCUUCUCUCGCACGCUUCGCUUCCCUGACGGCUCGGGUCGCUGCUGUUCGCACGACCACUCCUGCCUUCACUGCUGCCGGCAGCAGAUUCAUCUCUUCGACACCCAAGAACGAGAAGGGCCCUGUUGAGGCAACCAAGGAAACAUUGAAGAAGGCGGACAGAGUUAUCUCCGAUAAUCUCGUGAAGGGUAUUGACAAGGGUGUACAAGGCGGGGGAAUGAAGGAGGAUCUGAAGGGCGAGGCCUCGGAAAAAGCAGGCGAGACCAAGGGUAAGGCCGAGGAGACUCUUGGCGAGGUCAAGGGUAAAGCUAAGGAGGUAUAUGGUGAGGCCAAGGGCAAGGCAAAGGAGAUGGGUAACGUGUGA